Molecule: messenger RNA, 945 nt
Organism: Gekko japonicus
Lineage: Eukaryota; Metazoa; Chordata; Lepidosauria; Squamata; Gekkonidae
Product: olfactory receptor 10AG1-like
Exons: 1
Coding region: 1-945 (314 amino acids)
Biological process (GO): G protein-coupled receptor signaling pathway
Cellular component (GO): membrane
Molecular function (GO): olfactory receptor activity; G protein-coupled receptor activity
Source: RefSeq, a predicted model, not a curated record
AUGGCCAAUCAUUCUUCUCUGGUGAGCGAAUUCAUUUUCGAUGGUUUCUCUGGGUUGCCACAUUUGCAGACAUUCCUUUUUGUGGUGGUGCUCUUCAUGUACACCGUGUCACUUGCUGGGAAUGCUACCAUCACUGCCGUGAUCAAGUUAAACCCAGUCCUUCAUACGCCCAUGUACUUUUUCUUGACGAACCUGUCUCUGUUGGAGAUAUGCUAUACAACAGCCAUUGUUCCCAAAAUGCUAGUGAGCCUGGUGUCGGAGAACAGAAAGAUCUCUAUCUGGGGCUGUGCUACUCAGAUGUAUUUCUUCACCCUUUUUGGCAUCACAGAAUGCUGUCUUCUGGCUGCUAUGGCCUACGACCGCUACGUGGCCAUCUGUAACCCGCUGAGGUACACUGUCAUAAUGAAUCGAGGGGUCUGUGCCCAACUCUCAGUGGCCUCAUGGUCAGUGGGGGUGAUAGUAGGACUAGGCCAAACCAACUAUGUCUUUAGCCUGACCUACUGUGGGCCGAAUAGGAUUAACCAUUUCUUCUGUGAUAUUCCACCUCUCCUGACAUUAGCUUGUGGUGAUACCUCAAUGAAUGUCAUUGCUGUAUAUAUGGUGGCUGUUCUUUUCAUCACUACUCCUUUCCUUCUCAUCCUCACAUCCUACAUAUUCAUCAUCAGCUCUAUUUUGAGGAUGCCGUCAGCCGAGGGCAGGCGUAAAGCUUUCUCCACAUGCUCCUCACACCUCAUUGUGGUCUCCUUGUUUUAUGGUUCAGGCAUCAUCACGUAUCUUAGGCCCAAAUCCAGCUAUUCCACAGAGGGUGACAAGUUGCUGGCCCUCUUCUAUACAGUAGUAACUUCCAUGCUGAACCCCAUCAUCUACAGUCUGAGGAACAAAGAAGUCAAAGAGGCCUUGAAGAGAACGGUUAGCAGCGGACUGUUCCCUGGGAAGAUCAAGUAA